Messenger RNA from Phacochoerus africanus (Common warthog), 1534 nucleotides. RefSeq names its product centromere protein M (gene CENPM). The transcript has 6 exons. Bases 220 to 660 code for a protein of 146 amino acids. Lineage: Eukaryota; Metazoa; Chordata; Mammalia; Artiodactyla; Suidae. The record is from RefSeq and is a predicted model, not a curated record.
GGGGUGCGGGGUGUGAGGUGUCCAAGACUCGGUUUUCCUGCGUGGCGGGGUCUGGCCUCCCGGAGAGACGAGGCCAUCCGAGGGAGGGUCCGGAGAGGUCGUGAGUGCAGACCGGACAGGACAGGAGCAGGUGCCAACCUCUGAUCCUCACCCGUGCCUUCUGUAGCCGUCUCGCUGGUGGGCACAGAGGAUGCUCUUCUGCAGCAGCUGGCCGAUUCGAUGCUCAAGGAGGACUGUGCCUCGGAGCUGAAGGUCCACUUGGCAAAUUCCCUCCCCCUGCCCUCCAGUGUGACUCGGCCCCGGAUUGACUUGAUUGUGUUUGUCAUCAACCUGCACAGCAAGCACAGCCUCCGGAAUGUAGAGGAGUCCCUGCACCACGUGGACGCCGCCUUCUUCCUAGGGAAGGUCAGCUUCCUUGUCACCGGCGCCGGGCGGGAGAGCCACUGCAGCAUUCACCGCAGCACGGUCGUGAAGCUGGCCCACACCUACCGGAGCCCCCUGCUCUUCUGUGACCUGGAGAUAGAAGACUUCCGAGCCACCAUGGCACAGCGCCUGGUCCGCAUGCUGCAGAUCUGCGCGGGCCACGUGCCCGGCGUCUCGGCCCUGAACCUGCUGUCCCUGCUGAGGAGCUCCGAGAACCCCUCCCUGGAGGACCUGUGAGGGCCACCACCCUCGGGCUGCCCCUCCCCACCGCUUGGUCCGGCUCAGUAAACAUUCACUGCUGCCGAAGACCAGCCAGGGCUUGAGAGACCCAGGUCACAGGCAGUCCCCCUCAGGGCCCGGGGUCUCUGUGCUCCAGCUCCAGUGGGAGAACUGGGGUUGCAGGGGUCGGGGGAAGCCCAGCUGGCGGCACUCCAGCCGCCCAUCCCAUCCUCACCCCAGCAGAGCCCCGGGUCCUCGUCCACCUGACGUGUUACAUCUGCUUAAGACUUCAUCUGAACAAAGGAUCUGUGGCUAAAAAAAGUUUGAAAAUCACUGGUCUCAUCCACCACUUUGAUUCUGCAGAUGAGAAAACUGACUCAGAACAAUUACAAGUCAGGCAGUGAGAGCUUGGACUCUCGGGGCCCAAUCCGACUCCACAUCCUGGCCCUGCCAGCCCCCGCCCACCUUUUUUUUUUCUUUUUUGGCUGCCCUGUGGCACAUGGAGCUCCCAGGCCAGGGAUCAGAUCUGAGCUGCUGUUGAGACCUAGGCCACAGCUGCAACAAUGCCGAAUCCUUAACCCACUGUGCCAGCCCAGGGAUCGAACCCGCGUCCCAGCACUCCCAAGACACUGCCACCAAUCUUGUUGCGCCCCAGAGGGAACUCUGGCCUUGUCAUCCCUACAGGGCCUGCUUGUUGCCUCCUGGAGCCUCAGUUUCCCCAGGUGGAAAAUGGAGGUCGUUCUGCUUCCUUGCCGUGUUGUAAGGGUUGAAUGAAAUAGUGCGGGUGAUGCGCCCGGGUGGUUUUACCGCAUGCUUGUUGCGUGCUGGAUGUAUUUUGUAAUAAACAUAUUAAAGCUUGCACAGCGCCAGGUGAGCACCAAGUGAACAGUAA